UGUCUGAAUAUUGCUUUAACGCACACCUUCGGGUGGCCAAUCAUCUCCGGCAAACAUGACUAAAAUGUUAUCGGCCCAGGAGGCUUCCAAGAUCUAUCACACAAAUUACGUGAGAAACGCAAGGGCCGUUGGUGUUCUGUGGACUAUCUUCACCAUCUGCUUCGCCAUCAUCUGUGUGGUGGUCUUCAUUCAGCCUUACUGGAUUGGAGACAGUGUUGACACCCCUCAGUCCGGAUACUUUGGGCUUUUUCACUACUGCAUUGGGAACCCCAUCACAGGAGAGCUGGUGUGUAAGGGCAGCGCUUUGGACUUUGGAUCUAUACCUUCAGGUGCCUUCAAAACCGCUAUGUUCUUCGUUGGGAUCUCUUUGCUGCUGAUCGUGGGGACUAUUGUCUGCUUUAGUUUGUUCUUUUUCUGCAACUCAGGCAGCGUGUACAAGAUCUGUGCAUGGAUGCAGCUGGCAGCUGCGACUUGUAUGGUGAUAGGCUGUAUGAUCUACCCGGACGGCUGGGACUCAGAGGAGGUGAAGAGGAUGUGUGGUCAGCGGACGGAUAAAUACACGCUGGGGAACUGCACAGUGCGCUGGGCCUACAUCCUGGCCAUCAUCAGCAUCAUGGACUCGCUCACAUUAUCCUUCCUGGCCUUCGUCCUGGGCAACCGGCAAGACAAACUCCUGCCAGAAGACUUCCAGGUGGAGGAGAAGAAAGAGGAAGCAUGAAGACCCCUGCACAUCAUCAAACUCGAUGGACCCAAAUUAUACAUCUGAAAAAAAAAGUCAUUCUUUUAAUGUUUCUAUAGUGAGUAGUUGCCACCUUUUAGGUUACUUCAAGCAUUAUUUCUAAUAUACAAACUGCAAUUUUAUAUUUUGAGACCAAAACCAACUGAGUGUUUUAAAAAAAUCUGUUUUGUAAACUAGUAAACAGGAAUGAACUAAACUGAUUUCAAUUUAUAUGAAGUCACAUCGAAUAGCCCCACCCACAGUGAAUCUCAUUGGUCCAAAAACCUGCUCCACCCUUUCAUUCAUACCAAUCAGGGACUGGAAUAUUUUAAAUGUUUGUGUAAAAGAUUCGGAUUUGUUACCGGAUUCGUUC
Molecule: messenger RNA, 1091 nt
Organism: Carassius carassius (crucian carp)
Lineage: Eukaryota; Metazoa; Chordata; Actinopteri; Cypriniformes; Cyprinidae
Gene: lhfpl5a
Product: LHFPL tetraspan subfamily member 5a
Exons: 3
Coding region: 56-718 (220 amino acids)
Biological process (GO): detection of mechanical stimulus involved in sensory perception; sensory perception of sound
Cellular component (GO): plasma membrane
Source: RefSeq, a predicted model, not a curated record